Liolophura sinensis is the source of this 3708-nucleotide messenger RNA. RefSeq lists its product as uncharacterized. Bases 436 to 2016 code for a protein of 526 amino acids. The transcript has 5 exons. NCBI's taxonomy places the organism in Eukaryota, Metazoa, Mollusca, Polyplacophora, Chitonida, Chitonidae. Gene Ontology annotation, cellular component: membrane. The record is from RefSeq and is a predicted model, not a curated record.
GUGCGGUUGGUACUGUCUAAGCGUAGAUAUGAGAUCAUAACUGAGCGGAAACGCCCUUCGGCUCUGGACUUGAUGCUUCAAAAGGACGCGCAAGUGUGCAGCAAAGAGGCGGCGUGACGAAUCUCCGCUGUACAGGGUAUGAACGCCGGCUUACUGACGCUCUAUUUACCGAGGCUCCCUCUAUUACUGGUAUAUAACGGUUGCCUGAAGGUGGAAUGAACAAAUAGCUAGUACUCUCUCGUGAGAUCCGACCUACCUCACAAGUCCUAGUUAAGAGCUUAUUACAACCCGAGGGUAAUCAUAUGUAUAUAGCUUUGGUGUGGUGUUGCACAGCUAUUUAUAUACAGAUUUACAGAAUCGGAUUCUACUUGAAAGCUGAUCGCAAUUUGUCGUCUUUAUGCAAUGCUAAGAGAAUAUCAGCGCUUAACAUUGUGAAUGUGCACAAUCGAAACGAUGUCUAAGUUUAGAAACCUUCUCGGAGGUGGUUGUAGCAGGAUUUUGGUGAUUGUAGGACUGGUGUUAUUAAGGGUACCUGAAGCACUGCUGGAGAAUCAAUGCGUGCUGUCAGAUGGCCGAUGUACAUAUAACGUCCAGUUAUCUCUGGCAGGUGGCAAGUGUAAUUCAGGACCAGAGCCACCUGUCGAAUUUCUCACAGGCACGCAAAAUGACAAUUCCAAGAAAAUGACGGACAUGGAAAAAGAUUUCCAGGACAUCAAGGAUGACCAUGAAAGCCGCCUGAAACGCCUGGAAAACACUGUGCAGAAAGUGGUUUUGGGAUCGCGGGAUACGAGUUCCAAGAGCCCUGCAAAGGCUCCGUUUUUGCUGGGCAGCAAAUACGCGGAAAGCAAUAUGGAGACGGAGGAACAACUGCUAACAUCUUUGCACAAAGAAUUCACGAACAUUAGGGACAGACUGAGAAUAAAAUCGGAUCUUUUGGUGGUGUCUGAGAAAAAGCUCAACGAAACUUUGAAAGCUCUGGAAAUGUCUCAAAAGAGCUUCCUGGAAACAAGCAAAGACUUGCUGGAAGCCGAGGACAAGGUCGGCUCUUUGCAGGCUGAAAACUUCGUGCUGAAAACAAACCUGGAUGAGAAAACGAUUAAACUCGAACAUACUAGUGAGAUAUUAAACGAGACGGACACAACUCUGAAAAUUUUGCAAGAGAAUUACAACGUUACUUCUAUUUCAGAGAGCAAACUAAAAGAAGAAUUGGCCAAUCACAAAACAGCUCUAAACGAAACGACUGUCCUCUUGGACAAAACAUUAACGGAAUACACGACUCUCAUGACAAAACACGCCAAAGCCGUGGAUACGUUACAUAGGCGGGAGCGAGAACUUAUUGAUUGUUACACAGCAAAAACGGCAACAUUCUGUGGAUUUGAGGACUUCAACAUUUGUGGAUUUACACAAGAGAACGCAACUGAUUUCUUCAAUUGGACCCGAGCUAAAGGAAGGACCCCGUCAAGUAACACCGGCCCUGAACAAGAUCACACCUGUGAGGGGCCCAAUGGACACUUCAUGUUCAUUGAGGCUUCCUCCCGUGGCAAGGGGCAGAACGCCAUCCUCUACUCCCCCAAAUACCGCAGUCUGAGUGAGCAGUGUCUGGAGUUCCACUACCACAUGUACGGCCGGAAUGUGGGCACGCUGAACGUGUACACCCGGGCAUUCGGGAAUGAGGUUGCAUCAGUAUGGCGGGCUUACGGUAACCAAGGGAAUUUCUGGAUUGUCUCCCGGCUGUACAUCCCAGAAAAUCUGGCUCGAGUUGGAUAUCAGAUUGGGUUUGAGGCCAUCACAGAAACUGGUUUCCAAGGAGACAUAGCCAUCGAUGACAUCCGUGUGAACGACGGUCCUUGCCCCAGCGAUUCUAACGCUCGCCCCGUGGUUGUGAACGUGCCCAUCACACCUAACCCGGACACGGAAACCACGACCAAGGAGCAACUGACACGCGCGGAGCGUAAACGCCGUCGGCGUCUUCGUAAACUUCGACAAAGAAUAGCGGACCAUCUGAACACAUCUUGAUCUACUGGCUGAUCAUAGCAGGGUCGGUUAUUGUGAACAAAGAAAAUCCCUUAGCCUUUGACCAGAGAAGCAUUGGACAUUUAUUACGUUGGAGCAGACCCAGUUUAAUUCGGGUUAAAAAAAAUAUCAUCCAAGAGCUUUGCUCCGUCAAACCCUCAAAACCUGGAAAAAACAUUUUGUUUAAAGAUCGUCAGACUUUCUUUAAAUUGAUCGACUGUGAUGUAAAUAAGAACACUGCCUUCUAGGGCAUAGAUUUGUUUGGUAAAACAAAUUCACUUCUUGCUCUGUUUUUGAGCUACAUGCAUAAGAAAGAACUGUGGUUUAAUGGUUUAGAUCUGCGAACACAUACACGGACAUACAUGAGAGAAUGUUCUGUUCAUUGUAACGGGCAUUUUCUAUCAAAUAAUCGAGAAAUGUUAAAUAACCAAUCAGAAUUGCUGUGUUAAAUGCGUUAAUUACAGUUACUUGAUCACUUAAAAGCUGCUUGACAACGCCCUGCUUUGUAUACAGGCGUGUUUACAACGAAUUCCGUACAGAUGCGAGUCAGAAGUUCCUUUGUAUACCUUUGCCGAGUCAACAAGUAAAAAGAAGAAAAGUAAUACCUUCACGACUUUAAAAAGAACAUCUUUGCCAAGGUGCAUUAUUAACUUGGGAGAAAAUAUAAUAACCUUAAAGUUGUCUGUCGAAAAGAAACAAUGCUAACUAUGUGGUAAGGUUAGGUAUUUUCUCGAGGGUGAUAAAGAGAACAUUCGUCACUGUAGAUUUCACAAGAGAAAGUAAUUUGUAUAUAAUGGGGUCAUGAUAUAGCUAAGUGCACCGGAACCGUAAACUACAUUUAUUACGCUAGUUACGAAUGUUUCGAUUUGGAAAGGUUUCAAUUAGAGUCAUUACAUAAAGAUGGACUCCAAGAUCAAGGCCGUCAUGCCUGCGUGUUACUGAACACCGGCGUCUUUUUGUCAAUUUCACCCAGCUUUCGGGAUAGUAGAUUAGGACAUUUGCGGGGGUUUAUACAGUGUGAGAAAGCUCUGACUUUUUAAAUAAUAUCCACCUGGGGGGAUGGCAUUCUGUAGGAAUGUAGUACGCUGCCAAAACUAUAACCACACUCAUUCCUCACUUAUGAAGCCUGUUCUUGUUUGUCUGGUAACAAAGAAGUCACAUCUCUUUUGAACCGAAACAAACUUUAUGUACAGCUACCUCAAAGUGUACGUGUCAAGGGCUAGGUCUGUAAGACAUCUAAGUAUGUCUUUUGGAGAGUUGUUAUUAAUAACGGACUUGAUGUUCUAAAGAAAUAUUUACCAUCUUAAAGCGAUACUUUUAAUGCAUGGGACACUGAAAAGAACCCGUUUUCUUCAGGGCAGGAUUAGUAGAGCACCUUAUAAUGACCUUAAAACUCUUCAUAAGUUACUUUGUUGAGUCAAGGUUAGGUAUGUGCAUUCAUGAUAAGGGCUGGGUAUUAGGGGCAGACUGUAACCAUAGGUUGUCCGUUAUGUAACGAUUCUUGUCUCUAACAGAUAACUCUAUGUGGUUGUAUAUCACAUUUGAUCACAGUGCUUGAACCGAAUGUGCGUGGUAAUACCCCUUUUAUUUACCCUCUAUAUAUAGGCGGACCUCUUGUAGGUCAUAUACAUGUGCAGUGUAUGUGGAGAUAUGUUAGUGUAAAAUGUUCCUUAAAUAAAACUAUAUAGUACCUCA